This is a messenger RNA of Choloepus didactylus (southern two-toed sloth), 951 nucleotides long. RefSeq names its product olfactory receptor 52D1-like. Gene Ontology annotation, molecular function: G protein-coupled receptor activity; olfactory receptor activity. The transcript has a single exon. Gene Ontology annotation, biological process: G protein-coupled receptor signaling pathway. NCBI's taxonomy places the organism in Eukaryota, Metazoa, Chordata, Mammalia, Pilosa, Megalonychidae. The record is from RefSeq and is a predicted model, not a curated record. Gene Ontology annotation, cellular component: membrane. The coding region runs from base 1 to 951 and encodes 316 amino acids.
AUGCACGCUGCAUCUGUUCCCAAUGAUACUGCCUUCCACCCUUCUACAUUUAUCCUGCUGGGAAUCCCUGGGAUGCAAGACCAGCAUGUUUGGAUUGCCAUCCCUUUCUGCUCCAUGUAUAUCCUUGCUCUGGUUGGCAAUGGCACCAUUCUCUACAUCAUCAUGACAGACAGAGCUCUGCAUGAGCCAAUGUACCUCUUUCUGUGCCUACUUUCCAUCACUGACCUGAUACUUUGUUCCACCACAUCACCCAAAAUGUUAACAAUAUUCUGGCUUAGGUCCCACAUAAUUUCCUUCCAUGGCUGCCUCACCCAGAUGUUUUUUGUUCACGCCAUCUUUGCCACCGAGUCAGCUGUCCUGCUGGCCAUGGCUUUUGACCGCUAUGUGGCUAUCUGCCGCCCACUUCAUUAUACUUCCAUCCUCAAUGCCACUGUGAUUGGAAAGAUUGGUCUGGCAUGUGUGUCCCGUGGCCUUCUCUUUGUUUUCCCCUUUGUCAUCCUCAUUGAACGCUUACCCUUCUGUGGCCAUCAUGUUAUCCCCCACACUUACUGUGAGCACAUGGGCAUUGCCAAGCUGGCCUGUGCCAGCAUCAAGCCCAACACUGUUUAUGGUCUCACAGUGGCACUUUCAGUCACUGGCAUGGAUGUGGUUCUCAUUGCUACCUCCUAUGGCCUGAUUCUGCGGGAUGUGCUGCGCCUGCCCUCUAAGGUUGCCCAGUUCCGAGCAUUUAGCACUUGUGGAGCCCACAUUUGUGUGAUUCUUGUUUUCUAUAUCCCUGCCUUUUUCUCCUUCUUCACUCACCGCUUUGGCCACCGUGUACCUCCCCAGGUCCACAUUGUACUUGCAAACCUUUAUCUCCUCUUGCCCCCUGUUCUCAACCCCCUGGUCUAUGGCAUUAAUACCAAACAGAUCCGCAUAAGAAUAUUUGGAUUGUUUAUGGAAAGGAAGUAG